AUGUCCGAUUCAUCUCCUUCACAGAAAGAUGAACGUCCACUGGACAACUGUUCCAGUCACUCAUCCUGUUCCACCAACCGGUCUUGCACAAGCUUCCCCAACGACCUCUCAGAUACUGUGCCUGAGGGCGAACCAGCAGACUUUGAAGGUGAGGGAAACCGACCCAGCAAAUUGAGCGGUAAUGAAGCAGCUUCGAUAACCUCAGCUACUGAGUCUGGAGUUGCUGCAAACAGGAGACUCUCACGUAUUCUCACUGGUUCGUUUCAGAAGGCUGAGAGGGUAGCUGUCGAUUAUAGUAACUGCCCCAAGAUGGGUGGGGAAAGACCUUUCCCACCUGCUCUUCCUAGCAGUGGUCUUUACGAAGUUACAUUCGAUGGUCCCAAUGACCCGAUCCAUCCAUUUAAUUGGCCUAUACGCACGAAACUUAUACUUUGCGUUGUUUUAGGAUUGAACUGUAUCUCGAUCGCUAUGGCAUCAUCGAUCUUUGCCUCUGGUGUAGAGCAAAUCUGUGCGAUUUACCAUGUUAUCCCAGUGGUAGCCAUUCUUGGUGUUUCACUGUUUGUUCUAGGUUUUGCUGCUUCACCUAUCGUUUAUGCUCCUCUUUCAGAGCUUUAUGGUAGACGUGGAGUGCUGGUCAUCUCUGCCUUUGGCUUCACGCUGUUUCAUUUUGCCAUUGCUACCGCUAAGGAUUUGCAAACUAUCAUGAUAUGUAGGUUCUUUGCUGGUUUGAUCGGCGCAGCUCCAAUGGCUGUUGUUCCUGCUGCAUUCGCAGAUAUGUUUGAUACAAACACAAGAGGUAAAUCCAUUUGCCUGUUUGCAUUGGGUGUCUUUGUAGGUCCUAUCCUAGCACCUGUGAUCGGUUCCUACAUCGUUCAACAUACCACUUGGAGAUGGUUAGAAUACGUUAUGGGUAUUUUCUCUGGUUGUGUGUUUGUCGCCAUUGCGUUGCUCUUCAAAGAGACUCAUCAUCCAACUAUUCUAGUGAACAAAGCCAGAGCCAUGCGUAAGCUGACCAACAAUUGGGGGAUUCAUGCGGCUCAUGAAACCGUCGAACUCUCAAUCAAAGAAAUCGCACAAAAGACAAUUGCAAGACCUAUCGUCAUGCUUUGUACAGAACCAGUGCUUCUUUUCGUCACCAUUUACAACUCCUUCGUCUACGGUAUUCUAUAUUUGUUGCUUGAGGCCUACCCAAUUGUUUUUGUUGGAGGCUAUGGGUUCCAAACCAACGGUGAAUUGCCCUAUAUCGCCCUGAUCAUUGGUAUGUUCUUCUGUGGAGCCUUUAUCUGGUAUUUCGAAGUCGAUUAUCUGAAAAGAGUCGCAAAGAAAGGUGGUUUGGUACCAGAAGCACGUUUGAUUCCAAUGGUUUACGCAGGUGUGGUCUUCCCUAUCGGGAUCCUAUGGUUUUGUUGGACCGGUAAUUACCCAGAUAAAGUACAUUGGAUGGUCCCAACAGUAGCGGGAGCUUUCAUUGGGUUUGGUUUGAUUGGUAUUUUUUUGCCCUGCUUAAAUUAUAUCAUCGAAUCCUACCUUCUGCUAGCUGCAUCCGCUGUGGCAGCCAACACUUUCCUAAGAUCCGCUUUUGGUGCCUGUUUCCCACUCUUCGCGGGCUACAUGUUCAAUAAUAUGGGUACUAAUUGGGCAGGAUUACUACUAGGUUUGUUUGCAGCUGCCUUGGUACCAGUGCCAAUCAUCCUACUGAAAUACGGUAAGAGAAUAAGAGAAAAAUCAAAAUAUGCAUACUCUGGUUAA
This is a messenger RNA of Torulaspora delbrueckii, 1749 nucleotides long. It is a transcript of the gene TPO1, whose product is annotated as polyamine transporter TPO1. The transcript has a single exon. Lineage: Eukaryota; Fungi; Ascomycota; Saccharomycetes; Saccharomycetales; Saccharomycetaceae. Gene Ontology annotation, molecular function: transmembrane transporter activity. Bases 1 to 1749 code for a protein of 582 amino acids. The record is from RefSeq and is a predicted model, not a curated record. Gene Ontology annotation, biological process: transmembrane transport.